CCGAUCCUCCUCGAGGACCACACCGACUCUGGCUCCGAGCAAUGCAAAGCGCUGUGGGCAAAGCAUGUCACCAUUGACGAUUAUGUCAUUGUCAGUGGCACCGCACCUGGCCUGGGAGCUUACGUCGUCUUCCACUGCACCGUCGAAACAUUGCAUGGAGGGCCCAUGAAGAUUAUUAAAAGAUAUUCCGAGUUCGACGAGCUGCGGCAAAAGCUAGUGCAAACGUUUCCGCAUGCCGAGGGAGCCAUGCCUCCACUACCACCAAAGAGCGUAAUAUCUCGCUUUCGACCGAGAUUUCUAGAAAAACGAAGGACCGGCCUCUCGUAUUUCCUCAAUUGCAUCCUACUGAAUCCCGAAUUCGCGGGUUCGCCAGUCCUAAAAGAAUUCCUCUUCUCUUGA
Messenger RNA from Aaosphaeria arxii CBS 175.79, 399 nucleotides. Its product is annotated as Phox-like protein. The record is from RefSeq and is a predicted model, not a curated record. Gene Ontology annotation, molecular function: phosphatidylinositol-3-phosphate binding. Lineage: Eukaryota; Fungi; Ascomycota; Dothideomycetes; Pleosporales. The transcript has 5 exons. Gene Ontology annotation, cellular component: endosome. The annotation marks the transcript as partial.